This is a messenger RNA of Spirodela intermedia, 1685 nucleotides long. Lineage: Eukaryota; Viridiplantae; Streptophyta; Magnoliopsida; Alismatales; Araceae. The record is from the annotation of a GenBank genome assembly.
AUGGUAUCUAUCGCCGACGAGGUAGGGAUGACCCUUUUGGAGGAGGAGUAGGAGGCCUGGAGUUACGGCUUCCAGUUGUCCACUGCCUCCCUUCUCCCGAUGACUGUCAGGGCGAUCGAGCUGAACCUUCUCGACAUCAUCAGCCGGGCAGGUUCCGGUGCCCAGCUCUUCCCUGAGGAGAUUGUCGCCCAGCUACCCACCGAGAACCAGGAGGCGGCCGUCAUGGUCGAUCGUAUUCUCCGCCUCCUCGCCAGUUACUCGAUCCUCAUCUGCUCCGUCGUCAACGACGAAGUCAGAAAGGCCCGGAGACGCUAUGGCCCGGCUGCUGUCUCCAGGAUCCUCAUAUCGAACAAGGAAUGGCAACUCCAUGACCACCCUGAUGCUCUUGAACGAGGACGAGAUUCCCAUGAAGAGCUGGUAUCACUUAAAGAACUCGGUUCUGCAAAGGGAGGUCCCAUUCAGCAGGGCCCACGGAAUGACGUUGUUUGAGUACCUCGGGACGGACCCCAGAUUCAACAAAGUGUUCAACGCCAGUAUGUCAGACUACUCUAACAUAACCAUGAAAAGAUGCUGGGGAUCUACCAGGGGCUCCACGGGCUCGGUGUUCUGGUGGACUUCGUGGUAGGGUCGGAGCCACGCUCAAACUGAUCAUCUCCAAGCACCAAUCCGCUACCACGAAGUCCCAGGUACAACAAGGACGAGCACAGACCCCAGUUCCACGGACCGAAACAUCCGCUAAUUUCUCAUAGCGAUGGAGGAACAUUGGGUACGCUUUUACGGAAGGCUUUGUUCUUUUCAAUGCGCGGGCGUGGAGCAUGUGGGCGGCGCCAGUGGCGACGCCAUCUUCAUGAAGGUGACCGGCUCUCCCGUUGAUUUCCCCGCUUCCUGUCUUCCCAAUCUCCUCCAGCGUUUCAUCGAUUAGUCACGCUCUGUCGGAACUGUGUUUGCAGUGGAUCCUUCACAACUGGAGCGACGAGCACUGCCUGAAGGUUCUGAAGAACUGCUGGAAAGCGCUGGCGGAGCAGGGGAAGGCCAUCGUCAUGGAGGGUAUUCUGCCCGAAGCGCCGGAGGCGACCAGGGAGGCCCAGGGCCUGUACAACUUGGAUCUGAUCAUGCUGGCCUAAACACCCGGCGGCAAAGAGAGGACUGAGAAGGACUUCCGGUCGUUGGCGAAGGGCGCGGGGUUCUGGGGUUUCGCGAAGGUGAGCGCAACCUUCGGCGACUGGAUCAUGGAGUUCGCCAAGUGAGGCAUUGCAUGCCUGAUAUCCAUGUGCUCUUCAGCACUACCGGCCCUCUGGACUUGGCGUUGUUCUUGUUCCUGCUGGUUUCCUCUUACUAUAAUUUAAAAAAAAAAACACUUUUGAGGGGUAGUAGCAGCACAGUUGCCCACACUCAACGCACCUUUUACAACCCAACUGAAGGGCCACACCAUCCAUGGCCCACAUGACUCACAUGACGUGAACGGGUUGAUGGGCGUGGGAGCCACGAUUGCAAAUCCAGUCCAGCGAGCCAUGCGGGCCAUGCAUAUCGAUUUCUCAGUUGACUCGGACGUACAUUUGCUGCUGACUCAACGGCAUUUAAUUUCAAUUAAUUAGGUUAUUAUAAAUAAUAAACGGAAGAAAAAACCGCGACGGAAAAGGAGGAACGAAUGUGUCAUUCUCACGGUAAGUGUUAAUUAUUUUUGA